This is a messenger RNA of Phaeodactylum tricornutum CCAP 1055/1, 1449 nucleotides long. RefSeq lists its product with no specific name. Gene Ontology annotation, biological process: methylation. Lineage: Eukaryota; Bacillariophyta; Bacillariophyceae; Surirellales; Neidiaceae. Bases 1 to 1383 code for a protein of 460 amino acids. Gene Ontology annotation, cellular component: cytoplasm. Gene Ontology annotation, molecular function: nucleic acid binding. The transcript has a single exon. The record is from RefSeq and is a predicted model, not a curated record.
AUGGGACUGAAUGCGAGAGGACUGGAAGAGAAUCUAUGGCAACUAUCAGCCUUGCCAAUCGAUAGUCAAAAUGAUUCCGAAGGCUGGGCGACUACGAGCUUGGUAGAAAAAGACAGGCAUCCUGAAUACAUAAUACACUGGAAAGGGGAAGGCGUGGAUGGUUACAGUUUACAGUUCCGCCAUUUGGAAUUCCGUGGUGCACUAUCAGCAGUACUGGAAACCUCAGUUGUCGAUGUAGCAUUUGAAGACGCUUUGGACUACACGGGCAGCGUGGAAUUACAAGCAAGCAAGCUAGUACAGUUUAAUUCAGCGAUGCAGUACAUACAUAUUCCUCGGAACAUACACAGAAAAUCUCUGGUGGAAGCGGCAGAGCGAUGCUCCCUUAUUCACGCUUUAUAUGACAUUGUUUCUGCAAGCGACGCGUAUCCGCCAUUGGCAUCAUCGGCUAUUCAGAAUAAUGGGUUCGGAGACAUGUACAGCGGUUCACAGAACGAGGAGGCAACUUGGUGUGUACGUGUUCGGCGUUUUGGACAAUCAUUGUGCAGCGAGAAAGAGAAGCGGUACGGCGCUCGCGCCCGGUCGAUGAAAUUGGAAAAAGAAGCUCUCAAAGCUCUUGAACCCCUUCUACUUCAAUUCGGCGGAAAGGUAAAUCUCAAUUCACCAGACUGCAAAAUCUACAUUUUCGAUGGGCUUGUAAGAACGGACAAGGUGUUAGCGAGACGAAUCACCUCCGGUCCGCGGGUGUUCGCUAUUGCCCCCAACACUCGCAUUUGUGUUACCAACACCCCAUUAUGCCCUGUCGCUGCAUUUUUGCUUUGCAAUGUUGCCGGUAUAAGAAAAAUCGUUUCUAUCCUGGACCCAUACGUGGGUUCGGGCGCCAUUUUAUUGGCAGCAGCCAUGAUUCAACCAAGUUGCCGGUCUGUCGGUAUUGAAAUUGCCGAUAAUGGAUAUGUCAACCGAGACGAUAUUUUGCUCGAUUUUGAUACGCGGAACUUGACGCGGCCUUUGGCUUUACUGCAUGGUGACUCAACCAAUGAGCUCAUGAGGGAAGAAGCCAAGAAAGCGAUCGGCAACGAUGCGUUCGAUUUGAUCAUUACCGACCCACCGUACGGCAUACGAGAAUCGUCAAACUACAACACGUUAACUCCAGCGGAAGAGCUGUUUCAGUCCAUCGCGAAAGAUCGAGACUUAGGCAGACGUUUGUUGAAAAAAGGUGGGCGCCUGGUAUGCUUUGUCCCGUGCAAUGAAGAUGAGAAUCUAGAAGAUGUCUUACCGAGUCGGGAACAAGCGGAAUCGGCUGGCUUGCAGUGCGAAGUUGUACGAGAGCAACCGCUCAACGACAGUCUAAGUCGGUGGCUUGUGUCGUACCUGUGCGUACGGUAGAUACUUUCAUACCCAACACAUUCUCUUAUCUAAAAACGUGGAGAGAAUAGCUAUGCCGUCAGAUAC